Debaryomyces tyrocola is the source of this 165-nucleotide messenger RNA. NCBI's taxonomy places the organism in Eukaryota, Fungi, Ascomycota, Pichiomycetes, Serinales, Debaryomycetaceae. The record is from the annotation of a GenBank genome assembly.
AUGGGUCAUAAUUAUUUAUUUCUUCAAUUCAACUCUAUUUUUCCCCGAUCAAAGUUUAUUCCGUCCUUACUUUUUCAAGAUUUCGUCUACUCUCCUCUAUUCUAUUUUCUGUACAUACUUUUUGGUUAUGUAUAUAUAGUUAAAAGGUACCAAACUAGGUUCUAA